Molecule: messenger RNA, 1461 nt
Organism: Mauremys reevesii (Reeves's turtle)
Lineage: Eukaryota; Metazoa; Chordata; Testudines; Geoemydidae
Gene: LGALS7
Product: galectin 7
Exons: 4
Coding region: 41-535 (164 amino acids)
Molecular function (GO): carbohydrate binding
Source: RefSeq, a predicted model, not a curated record
UCCAUCCCCUGCACUGCGGAGGGUGGAUGGUGGCACAGCAAUGGCUCUAAUUCCAGACAGGCCGACCAUCCCGUACAGCACUGCCAUCCCGGGAGGACUCCGUCCGCACACGUGGGUGAAGAUGAAGGGCUCGGUGCCGGAGACGAGCGCAGGCUUCCAGGUAAAGUUCAUCUACGGUCAGUACGAAGGGGCCAACGUGGCCUUGCUUUUCCACCCCCGCUUUGAGGGCUCCCCCCACAUCGUCUUCAACAGCUUGGUGGAGAGGAAGUGGGGCCCGGAGGAGCGGAAGGAAAACAGCCCCCUCCGCAGAGGGAAGAGUUUCACGCUGACGUUCACCACCACCGCCAAGGCGUACGAGGUGACGGUGAACGAGCGUCAUCGCUACGAGUUCCGGCACCGCCUCCCGCCGGAGCACGUGCGCUUCCUGGAGGUGGACGGCGACGUGAAGCUGGAGGCCGUCAGCUGGGAAGGGGGCGGCAGCUCCUGGAACCACCUCACAGCGCUGCCCGGUUUGGGGGCCUCCCGCGUGUAUUAGACGGUGCAGCCUUUGGUGCCGGCGGCACCACCCCCCAUGGACCCGCCCGCAAGCAGGCGGCAAACACCGAGGUCGCUGAGCUGGACAAUGUGCAGAAAGCCACCGUGGCGAGGGCCUGAUCCCCGCAGUCCCUGAGUUGAUCCUCACCACCUACUGGAGAAGGAGGGACUGUUCUCCCCACCGGACGGAGCGGGGAGAUUAUCAACAGCGCACAUAGGAGUCAGCUGCCCAGUGACUUUCACUAGGCGCCAUCGGAAAACCUUCCCGGGGGAAACAGCCACACCUUCCCGGGCUCAGCACCCUGCUGGAGGCCAGAUUCCCCACACAGCCCAGCUCCCGCGUAGGCCUCGCUCUAAGUCAGGCAGAGAUUUGGUGCCAAAGCCGCUUGAGCAUCUGGCAGGGUUGCCAUGGGAGCGUGGAAGUCCGGCCUCGCUUCUGGGUGCUGAGUUGGGCUCUUGUGAAGGUUUGGCCUCACAUGACUUGCCCGAGACCAUCUGGGGAGCUUGGAGCAGAGCUGGGAUUGAACUCACGGUCUCUAGCAGCCUCAGCGUGAGCAUCGCUGGGCAUAUCAGUGACUAAGGUGGUCGCUUGGAGGUGCAGGGGUGUCACCUGCAAACCCGCUGUCAUGUCACCUUCCAAAAUCACACAACGUGCUUUGUCUAGCACAGAGCUUCUCAACCUUUUUCUUUCGAAGGCCUCCCCCCGACAUGUUAUAAAAACUCCAUAGCUCGCCUGUGCCACAACUGGUUUUCUCCAGAUCCAGUUACUCCUGGGGGAAUUCUGUGCCAAACAAUUAAAAAUUCUGCACACAAUAUUUGGAAAUUCUGCAUAUUUGAUUUGUCAGAAUAACACAAUAUAAUCAUGCCAGUUUCAAUUAGUUUGGUAAUUUAUUUCAAAAUAGCUGUCAGCAAGCGUGUCUGUAACUA